Cricetulus griseus (Chinese hamster) is the source of this 603-nucleotide messenger RNA. Lineage: Eukaryota; Metazoa; Chordata; Mammalia; Rodentia; Cricetidae. The record is from RefSeq and is a predicted model, not a curated record.
AUGUCUGUUCGAUACAGCUCCAGCAAGCAGUUCUCUUCCUCCCGCAGUGGAGGAGGAGGAGGAGGUGGAGGAUCAUCCCUUAGAAUUUCCAGCAGCAAAAGCUCCCAUGGUGGAGGGUUUAGCUCAGGGGGGUUCAGCGGUGGCUCUUUUAGCCGAGGAAGCUCUGGUGGAGGUUGCUUUGGUGGUUCAUCAGGUGGCUAUGGAGGUUUUGGAGGAGGCAGCUUUGGUGGAGGCUAUGGAGGAAGCAACUUUGUUGGAAGCUGUGGAGGAGGUGGCUAUGGAGGAGGCAGCUUUGGAGGAGGCAGCUUUGGAGGUGGCAGCUUUGGUGGAGGUAGCUUCGGUGGAGGUGGCUUUGGAGGAGGCUUUGGUGGUGGAUACGGAGGAGAUGGUGGCGGCCUUCUCUCUGGAAAUGAAAAGGUAACCAUGCAGAACCUGAACGACCGUCUGGCUUCCUACAUGGACAAAGUCAGGGCUCUGGAAGAGUCAAACUAUGAGCUGGAAGGUAAAAUCAAAGAAUGGUAUGAAAAGCAUGGCAACUCAAGCCAGCGAGAGCCCCGGGACUACAGCAAAUACUAUCAAACCAUUGAAGACCUUAAGAACCAG